UUGACUAUGACGACGCCAGCGCCGCCCGUCGUGCCACCGCUUUUACAGCUGGAUCCACAGCAACAAAAAUCGAUGAAGAACUUAAUACUCACCGUGGUCCAGGCGUUUUAUGAGCCUAAACACAUUAUCCUUAUGGACAUGCUCUUGAGGCAUUGCGUGUACGAUUAUCAACCAGUAUGGAGAAAUGUGGAUCUUUCAGAGUUUUUACACAAGCUGGAUCAAGGGGCCAACAAGCUAUCUCAAGGGGCCAACAAGCUAUCUCGGCAUAUCACUUCGGAGAGCAAAAAUCAAUUCAUGAAGGUUCCCCGCAGGCUUCCAAUCAACUGGUAUUGCAGGGACUGGAUGUCUAAUCUCAAGGACGAGGAAACUCUGCGACUGGCUAUGAAGCAUCCGAUCGAUUUCCCUAUGAGUGAUUUUGUUGCUUGA
Acaulospora colombiana is the source of this 426-nucleotide messenger RNA. The record is from the annotation of a GenBank genome assembly. Lineage: Eukaryota; Fungi; Glomeromycota; Glomeromycetes; Diversisporales; Acaulosporaceae.